Messenger RNA from Echinostoma caproni, 387 nucleotides. The record is from the annotation of a GenBank genome assembly. Lineage: Eukaryota; Metazoa; Platyhelminthes; Trematoda; Plagiorchiida; Echinostomatidae.
AUGGAAACCGGCUCUUACGCACGUGUAAAGAAAUUGAAAAUGGUUGAGGCCGAAGAGGAUUUCCGGGAAGUAGAACCCUGGCAAACCCCGAUAGUGGUGAACAGCUACAACAUCCCGGCCCCUGAAACAUUUGUAAUGGGCGAUGACUUUGAAGUAUGGGAAUCUCAAGUGCGGUGUUAUAUAAAGCAGGUUCCUGGUAGUAUGCGAGUCGAUAUGAUACUGGGGUUUCUGGCCUGGGACAGCUACAGAAAAAUUAUGCUUUAUGUGAGCCUAGAGGAUGCCCAACAACUGCUGCAGCUCCUGAGGAAAAGAUUGGUUAACUUCCUACCUAAAGAACAAUACCUGGAGCAGUUCUUCUUGCGACACCAGCAGCCGAACGAGAGUUAG